AUGUACGCCCUCCAACGAUUACUCUACGGUUUCCCCGAACCGACUCCACACCGACGCAGCAAGCCUGUCGAGGUACUUUGCCUGGGCCUACCACGCACUGGAACCGAGUCGUUAAGCGUCGCAUUGAGAGCUCUUGGUCUGCAAACAUAUCAUGGCUGGGAUUUGGUCUUCGAGCCAGAUGGCAGCAAGUUGCAACACUGUAAUGAGCUCGUGCGGCGGAAAUACAACGGUGCUCGCGACGGCGAGGUGGAGAUUAGUAGCGCCGAUUUCGAUAUUCUUAUUGGUGAUAGCCAGGCUGUGGUUGACUCCCUGUGCAUUUUAUUCGCCCCUCAGCUACUUGCUGCCUACCCAAACGCCAAAGUGAUACUCAACGUGCGUCCCGAUAUUGAUGCUUGGUACCGUAGCAUCGAUAAAACCAUUGUCCAAGGUGUUGAUCAAUCAUGGACUAUGUGGGCAAUGCAGUGGUUCUCUGCAGAGUUUCAUUGGCUGUAUAGUCUCUACUUAAGGCACGGAUAUCCAGGCAUUUUUCACAGCACAAACACUACAGAUGGGAUCCAGAAAAACGCUAAGUGGGUUUAUCGCGACCAUUGCAACAUGAUUCGGGGCAUGGUGUCUGAACAUAAUUUGCUUGAGUGGUCCGUUGAGGAUGGCUGGGAGCCGCUUUGCAAGGUGUGUGUGAUUUGA
Penicillium salamii is the source of this 684-nucleotide messenger RNA. The record is from the annotation of a GenBank genome assembly. Lineage: Eukaryota; Fungi; Ascomycota; Eurotiomycetes; Eurotiales; Aspergillaceae.